AUGGUCGAGCGCGACGUUUACAUGCGCCAAGGGUUCGAUCCCAACUCGCUCAAGGUCGCACAGCUUCGAGGCAUAUUGGUGGAACACGAGAUUCCGUUCAGCAGUGUGGCACGCAAAGCCGAGCUUGUCGAUCUCUUCAACAGCCAAGUGCUGCCAAAGGCAGCUUCUCUCCGCAAAAAGGAUGCUUCCAUCGUGGCCAGCUCCAGUGGCAUCAUCGACAUGCGUGAUCGUCGCAGCGACACCGAGGUUACUCCCGAGCAGACUCCCGCCAAGCGCAAACCAGGUCGACCCAGCACGAGCGAAGCUCCGAUGCCCUCUAGCACACCCGCAAAGUCUUCGACCGCCUCUACUCCUGCAGCAAAAGCGGCACGUACGCCCGCCCGCAAGAAGUCCUCUCUCGCCAAUCAGCUUGCUACAGCGGCCGACAGCGAUGCCGAGCCGGAAGAGGAGGAGCUCAAGCAGGAGCAAGUAAUUGUCGAAAUCCCCGCCAAACGCCGACGAGGCCGUCCUCGCAAGUCAGCGCCAGCUAGCGUUGCAGCUGCUGUCGAGGCAUCUGAGCCUGAAGAUGACACUCGUUCCGCUCAACGCAUCUCGUUUGGUCGCACAGAAUCUCCUCCACCCUCAACGUCCCGCAAAGCGAAGCGUCUCAGCUACGGUGGGAAGAGCGAUGAGGAUGGCACCUUCUCCGACAGCAACCCUUUCCAGUCAGGAAGCGAGGCAUCUCCUGCACCUGGUGUCGCUGCGACCGUUGCUGCUUCCGCACGCAAGGCCAGGCGCAAGACAACCGAUGCUACCACCACAUUGCGCAAGAAGACUUCCGGUCAGUCGCUGAAAUCCGACUCGCCGCCAAAAAAGUCGACCAAACAGCAACAAUCCAGCAGCCCGAGCGUCAUCAGUACCCUCCGCAACUACAUGGACCAAGCCGUUGCAGCCGGAACUCCUCCUCGCAUCGUUGGACGUUUGACCGGCACGACGUCUGCCAACUCGGCUGGUGAGCACGCCGCUGAUGAUGAGGCCACCGCUCGUCGUGGGAAGCAUGUCUCAACUGAUGUCGGUGCGAAAGCCGACGAGGAGGACUUCGACCUUGACGCGUUCACCUCUCCUUCCGCACUCGCCAAGAUGCGUAUUCUCCGGCGUCAAAAAGACAAGCAGCAACGUCGAGAACAGCGCGGCAGAAAGUCUCUGGCUAGCUACCUUGCCAAUUCUUUCUACACGCUUGCCAUCAUUGGCGUGCUUUCAUGGCUUGUCUGGUACGCUCGCGAAACCCGCGCACUCGGGUUCUGUGACAUCAACUCGGACACCAACGCCAUCGUCGAAGACCGUCGACUUACCGCACUUGCCUUCGCUCAAGCAUCCAACGAGACAGUCGAAGAUACCACGAUUCUCCCGGCUCGCUUCCAGCCCACAUGCACGCCCUGCCCUGCUCACGCCGAAUGUGCGCAUGGCAAAGUCCUCGGCUGUUCGUCUCAUGACUGGGUUCUCCAACCCAACCUUUGCUCGCACAUUCCUUUGGCUCGAUUCUUCCUCCCCCUUAGCACCACAGCUCCCCGCUGCUACCCGGACACCCAAAAGCUUGUUCUUGCAUCCGAACUCGCACAAGCCAUCUCGCACAUGCUCUCCGAGUUCAAAGGCGAAAUCGUCUGCGGUACUCAAAAGACCCAUGCUACUGUUCGGGCUUUGCCCAACAAGGUCGUACUCGAGAACGGCAAUUUGGCCUACGCCAUUGCAGAAGAGGCAGUCAAACGAUCCAUGUCGGCAACACGCGAUGCCAGGGUGGACGAGGACUACUUUGAACAGAUCUGGUACAUGGCGUUGUUCGAACUGACCGAUCCUAGAAGUAACAUCGUCCGCAUCCCCAUUUCUUCCUCCCCGGUCACCUCUAAUGGAGAAGAACAAGUCGACACCUCAUACUAUCUCGCGGCCAAAGAGCCAGCACUUUCGCUCUCGUGUCGAUCCCGUCUGGCUCUGAAAGGUUGGGUCCUCCGAGCUCGCCUGUACUUCUUCCUCCUUCUCUCAGCCAUCUCCGGCGUCCUCUAUCUGCGCCAUCGUCUCUCAGCUUCUCGUGCAGAAAACGCCAAAGUAGCUCUCCUAGUCAGUGCAGCACUAGAACGACUACAAGAACAGGAGUAUCAACACGCAGUCGACCCAGUCCUCUACCCUGAUGAUUUCGUUCCCCUCUCUCAUCUCCGCGAUCAUAUUCUCAGCGAAGAACACAAUGGCAAGACAAGAAACAGGCUUUGGAAAAAAGUAGCAAAGGUGGUAGAGGAGAACAGCAACGUCAGAACAAGACAAGCACAGAAGAAAGGCGAGUGGCUAAGAGUCUGGCAAUGGGUCGGUGUUGAAGGGUAUAAAGGUACUCCCAGUCGACGUGAAUCGGGGUUGGUAGGAUCAGGAAUUGGAUUGCCUGUCGCUUGA
Ustilago hordei is the source of this 2415-nucleotide messenger RNA. RefSeq lists its product as uncharacterized. NCBI's taxonomy places the organism in Eukaryota, Fungi, Basidiomycota, Ustilaginomycetes, Ustilaginales, Ustilaginaceae. Gene Ontology annotation, molecular function: chromatin binding. The transcript has a single exon. The coding region runs from base 1 to 2415 and encodes 804 amino acids. The record is from RefSeq and is a predicted model, not a curated record. Gene Ontology annotation, cellular component: nuclear inner membrane.